CCAAGAUCAAUGUCGAAUGUGCACUGUAACACACGCGUUAUGGGUGUGUGUUGGGUCAUCAUUACGUAAUAGCUUUGUGGUCAGUGCUUUUCACGAGAAGACUUGUAUAGACUUCACGCCAGAGAACAGCUCUCCAAAUCUUACGAAUCGAAUCUCGAGAAUCCAAGCCUCUUUAGUACUCGGCUGUCCAUAAGAUAUCGCCAUCGACAUCAUCAUGCCCAGUUAUAAACUGAUCUACUUUAAUGUUCGUGGUCGUGCCGAGACGGCCCGCAUGUUGCUUGCCCUGGGUGGUUGCGAGUUCGUCGAUGAGCGUUUCGAAGUCGCCGAAUGGCCACAGCGGAAGCCCGACACAGCUACCUUUCCCAUCGGACAAGCUCCCGUUCUGAUGGUGGAUGACAGAGUGAUACCACAGAGUAAAGCCAUCAACAGGUACCUAGCCAGAAAGUUUGAUCUUUAUGGAGCAAACGACUUCGAACGAACUGAGAUUGAUAUCGUCCUCGAAACCAUGAACGACCUCGAGCUAAAGGUUACUCUUAUCUAUGCGCACCACCCUCCUGAGGACGAGAUGGCGAGGCUGAAGAAAGAAUUUGCGGAAAAGACAUCCAAGCCCUACGUUUCUUACCUUGACCAACUAAUAAAAAAGGCAGGAGGGAAGUAUUUUGUAGGAAACAAGAUCUCACUCGCCGACAUCCACGUCUUCACCAUGCUCGAGAUGUUUACUGACAGUGCUCGAGGUAUAGAGGGCGUCCUUGAUGAUUACCCUGAUCUGCGAGCCUUCUACAAGUAUUUCAAAGAGGAGGGUCCACUCAAAUCUUACAUUGCAUCGCGGCCCGCCGCAGAUUAUUAGAUACAGAUCGUGGACUUGUUAUGCUGCAACAGGUAGUUUUCGCUUUUCCACCACGCAAGACGGGAUUAAGAAUAUUGUAAAUGUAUUGAAAAUGCCCUUCAAUGACAAAAAAAUCAAUCCAACAAACAGACAAAGAGCUCGGCGGUCUUUUACGGAAAAAAAAUAAUAUUCCGAUUUUAUAUACCGCUUAGCUUAAUACAUCUAAGCCGGCGCUUUAAAGAUGUAUCAUUACCCCAGUCGUCGGAUUCAAUCAGUGAUUUCGCACACAAUGUGUACACAUUCUCCACUCCCUGAGAGGUAUUCCAGUUAGUCGCCGGUGAGGCGCAGACAGUAUAUGCCUACUGGACAAGCUACAAUUACUUUCACAUCUUACCGGGUACCCAUUUAGCACCUGGGUCGAGAGUGGCAAAGCGUGGAUUAACACCUUGGCAAAGGACGCCAGACAUCGAACACACGACCCUCU
This is a messenger RNA of Lytechinus variegatus (green sea urchin), 1310 nucleotides long. RefSeq names its product glutathione S-transferase-like. Lineage: Eukaryota; Metazoa; Echinodermata; Echinoidea; Temnopleuroida; Toxopneustidae. Gene Ontology annotation, biological process: glutathione metabolic process. Gene Ontology annotation, molecular function: glutathione transferase activity. The record is from RefSeq and is a predicted model, not a curated record. The coding region runs from base 215 to 847 and encodes 210 amino acids. The transcript has 5 exons.